Messenger RNA from Moneuplotes crassus, 910 nucleotides. The record is from the annotation of a GenBank genome assembly. Lineage: Eukaryota; Ciliophora; Spirotrichea; Euplotida; Euplotidae.
GCAACAUAUACAUUAAAUUUAGUGGACAAAAUACUUAUGGAACCUAACCCAGAACCUCAGGAGGAAGUUAAAACUGUUGAAGGCCCCAGCGAAAUCCCUGAAGGACAUUCAGUCAAAUAUUAUGAAUGGACCGACGAUAUGACCCAGAAAUGUCAAGAUGUCAUUGAUGAAGAUGAAAAUUACCACCCUGAAGCUGGCAAGCUCAAGAAACAUGCAGGCAUGAAUUGGCAUAUAUUUUACUCAAACAAUAAAACAAACUUCUUUAAAAACAGACACUACCUUAUUAAAGAGUUUACAGAAAUGAAAGAAAAAUGUGAUGACCAAGAAAUUGUUCGCCUUCUUGAUGCAGGAUGUGGAGUCGGAAAUGCACUUUUCCCACUCUGCAAGGACCUUCCAAACCUGCACGUAGAUGCCUUCGACUUCGCUCUAAAAGCGGUUAAUCUUGUAAAAGAACACGAGAAGUUUGAAGAAGAAAGAAUGAAAGUAGAACAAUGAGAUUUAGUCAGAGAUGAUAUCCCCUUUGAAGCAGGAACACAUGAUUUUGCUAUCUUAAUCUUUGUUCUCUCUGCUAUCUUCCCUGAGCAUUACAAAGAUGUCAUCCAAAAGGUCUAUGACCAACUCAACCAAGGAGGCAUCCUCUACUUCAGAGAUUAUGGAAAGUACGAUAUGGCACAGAUGAGAUUUGCUAAAUAAAAAGACUUCAAAAGUACUCGACAAUUUUUAUGUCAGAGGGGAUAAGACCCUUGCUUAUUAUUUCACCAUAGAAGAAGUUGACGAAUUAAUGACUUCAGUAGGCUUCAAGAAGCUCUCCUUAGAUUAUCACUAUAAGGAGUUUGAGAAUCGGAAAAAGGGCCUGAAAAUGCACAGAGUUUGGAUCCAAGCAAAGUAUAUCAAAGAGUAGAUUCAAUAA